AUGACUGCUGAAUAUGCGCACUCUGUAUCGUUUGAGAAGAUAGGACUAACCAAGCGCCGUAAGAUAUACGCAACCUCGGAGGAGCGCAAGCAGCGCAAUAGACAGGCACAAGCCGCCUUCCGCGAGCGCCGCACAGAGUACAUCAAGCAGCUCGAGAGCACCAUCAAGCACCAUGAGGAGACGCUGCAGAACCUGCAGAACAGUCAUCGCAAUGCCGCCGACGAAUGCCUUAUGCUCCGCUACAAGAAUUCGCUUCUGGAAAGAAUCUUGCUAGAGAAAGGCAUUGACGUCCAGGCCGAGCUGCGCGCAAAGACUGGUAGUCCCAACCUGGGGCCAACACGGCCUCCAGUGUCUGCUCAUAAUUCCCCCAACCAAGCACCGCUCUCGCAGCGUGCAGUCUUGAACCGACAGCAGCAGCGGCGGUCGCUUCAAGGGCCUCCAAAGGCUGAUGGCUCUAAUGGCCUGCCUAUGAUACAGCCCGAUGGGCCUAUUCAGCGUUCGCCCUUGUCGCAGCCCACGCCUGGCUCGCAUCUCUCUUCGCCCGCUCAAUCAGCGACGCGCUCUCCUAAUUUCAUGCCCCAUGGUCAGUCAGUGUCGCCCAACUUUGGGCCGAUACCGCCGCAGCAGCAACAGCAACAGCAGCAGCAGCCAUUGCGGCCUCAGCCACCUAGAUCAAACUUCACACCCAACAUGGGACCCCAGCGGCCAGCUAUACUCACAAACCAACCCCCAGCAAAUGGCAUGUCCAACGCUCCUCCUGUGGCCAACAACGGCAACGGCAUAACGCAGAACAGUAGCACAGGUUUCCAAUUCCAGACGCAAUUUACAGACCAUAUGUCUCAACUGGAGCAGGAGUAUGAGGAACAAGCAGACUCCUACGACCACGAUGACCCGAGCGAUCAAUCUGCAGGCCCCGGUCCCUUCCCGCAGCAAAACUUCCCACCGGCGAACAAUAUGCCGCCACCAAUGCCCCCCUCACAGAACCCCCCGUUCACCAGCCCAGCUGCGCUAGCGCCGAAUGACGGCGGCCAUGUCUUCAAUGGCAUGAACAACCACCUCUUCGACCCAUACGACCCCAUGCUCGACGCUGAUCCAUUUGGGCUCUCGGCAAGCAUGCACUUCCCCACCAUGUACGAAUCUCGAUGAGAGGACACGAAUGAUUCCGAAAUGAGCGAAGACGAUAUACGACACUUAUCUUCCUGGACACGACAUUACUCACACAAGAUCUUUAAUGCUAUUGCUAGCGGGGGUCGAAACUGGCUCAAUCCGCCUUGGACGUGUGAGGGCAGUACAUUGGCGUUUACUCUACACGACUUUGGAUAUUUUCCGGUCUGAAACGAUGGGGGGUUUUCUCAAAAAGUUCAUGUUCCAAUAUUCAGCUUCAGCAACGGUGUUAUGGACAUAGAAGGUAGCUGGCCUUCCAGAAAGUCAACUGUUGGAUGUUGUCAAGACUUGGGUCGAACAAAUUCCAGACUCGAGACAUUACUUGAUUGUACAUACUGUAAUAUUCUGACCGCUGUCCAUAACAAUGAGUCACUUGAAAUAA
Parastagonospora nodorum SN15 is the source of this 1546-nucleotide messenger RNA. RefSeq lists its product as hypothetical. The record is from RefSeq and is a predicted model, not a curated record. The coding region runs from base 1 to 1146 and encodes 381 amino acids. Gene Ontology annotation, molecular function: DNA-binding transcription activator activity, RNA polymerase II-specific; transcription cis-regulatory region binding. Lineage: Eukaryota; Fungi; Ascomycota; Dothideomycetes; Pleosporales; Phaeosphaeriaceae. The transcript is spliced from 3 exons. Gene Ontology annotation, cellular component: RNA polymerase II transcription regulator complex.